Messenger RNA from Sinocyclocheilus grahami, 1861 nucleotides. Its product is annotated as rho guanine nucleotide exchange factor 3-like. The transcript has 12 exons. The coding region runs from base 204 to 1679 and encodes 491 amino acids. The record is from RefSeq and is a predicted model, not a curated record. Gene Ontology annotation, biological process: positive regulation of Rho protein signal transduction; intracellular signal transduction. Gene Ontology annotation, molecular function: guanyl-nucleotide exchange factor activity. Lineage: Eukaryota; Metazoa; Chordata; Actinopteri; Cypriniformes; Cyprinidae.
UGUGUGUGUGUGUGUGUGUGUGUGUGCUAGCUUUUUUCAUAGCAAAGUCUAAGUACUCGGCUAGUACGAAGCUGUUAAAGUUCACAAGUACGUGUGUGUUUGCUCUGCGAAAGACGCGUGCGCGUGUAAGUGAAUAUGAGCUGUAUCAGUCAGUCGCUCAGUCGUGGUGUGAGCGAGCGGCUCUCUGGAUAGCAGCAGAUUCAAUGCAAACGAGUGUCGGAGGUGAUGAAGGAUCAGGGCCGAUGUUGCAGAGGAAGGAGUCACUUUCUGUCCUCUCUACAUCAGAGAAGUGGCUCUUCAGUGGGCAGAAGAGAAAGCAGAGGAAGAGAGAUGUGGAUUCACUCAGUCUGUGCAGCUUGGACAUCAAUGAGCCCAGCACCAAGCGUGUGAAGCCUCUGUCUCGAGUGACAUCUCUGGCGAGUCUCAUCCCUCCAGUCAAAGCUGCUCCGCUCAAGCGCAUCGGACAGACGCUGCAGCGCUCCAUCAGCUUCCGCAGCGACUGCAGGCCGUGGGGCCGGCAGAUCGCACCAGCCAUCACCAAACGCCGCGACAGCAAGCUCUGGAGCGAGACAUUCGACCUGGCCCUGGGACAUAUGCUGUCCUCCACAGAGAUCAAGAGACAAGAGGCCAUCUUUGAGCUGUCUCAGGGAGAACAGGACCUGAUUGAGGACUUGAAGCUGGCCAAGAAGGCGUAUCGUGACCCCAUGCUGAAGCUGUCUAUUAUGACAGAACAUGAGCUCAAUCAGAUCUUCUUCACGCUGGACUCCCUCAUUCCACUGCAUGAAGAUUUGCUGAGUCGACUCCGAGAGGCCAGAAAGCCAGACGGUUCGACUGAUCACGUGGGCCAUAUUCUAGUAGACUGGCUCCCUUGUCUUGAAACCUACAACAGUUACUGCAGUAACCAGGUAGCAGCCAAAGCAUUGCUGGACCAUAAGAAACAGGACCAUCGGGUGCACGACUUCCUUCAGCGCUGUCUGGAGUCGCCCUUCAGUCGUAAACUGGACCUCUGGAGCUUCCUGGACAUCCCGCGCAGUCGCCUGGUUAAAUACCCGCUACUGCUGCGAGAGAUGCUCAAACACACGCCGAACGACCACCCCGACCGCCAGCACCUCGACGAAGCUAUGAACAUGAUCCAGAGCAUCGUGGCUGAUAUUAACACUCAGACGGGCGAAUCUGAGUGCCGUUACUAUAAAGAGCGCUUGCUGUAUUUAGAAAGUGGUCAGAGAGAUCUGUUGAUCGACAGCUCACGGAUCCUCAGCUGCCACGGAGAGCUCAAGAACAACAGAAGAGCCAAGCUGCAUGUGUUCCUGUUUCAGGACGUGCUGGUGGUCACCCGGGCCGUCACCCAGAAUGAGCAGCUGUGCUAUCAGCUCCACCGGCAGCCCAUCCCCGUCAGAGAUCUGGAGUGGGAAGACCUGCAGGACGGAGAGGUGCGCCUCGGAGGAUCCAUCAGAGGAGCCUUCAGCCACAGCGAGCGCACCAAGAACUUUUUCCGGGUGGUGUUUCGCAGCGGAGGACAGCUGCAGACGCACUGCUUCCAGGCCAGUGACGCCUUCAAUAAACAGCAGUGGCUCAACUGCAUUCGACAGGCCAAAGAAGCUGUGUGGUCAGCAGAGUCUGGAGCGGCGCAGACAGCCUGUCAGGACGGAGCGAGACCGCAGCAUGAUGCACAGCACUGACGCUAGCUCUGAGUGCCCACAAAUGCUCAGCCCUGUGACCGUGUGCUGCUGCACCAGCGAGCCUCUUCAGUAGUGUGCCACCGUUUACAGGAAGCACUUCUCUGAGUCUGACACGGCUGUCGGUGGCUCUUAACUUGCGUGUUAUUCUCGUGCCUUUCUUUCACUGUACUGUCCAGUCUUUC